AUGGAUCGUUCUGAGCGUUAUUACAAAAAGAAAAUAAAUUUGGCAGAAUUAACGGAUGAAGAAUUAAUGGAAUUCAUUGAUUCUGUGGAAGUCGAAGACGAAACUUUUAGCAGUGAUAACAGUAUUGUUGACCCAGACUAUGUCGUUGAUAACAUUGAGUAUAAUAACUCAGCUGAUCAAGUGAUUGAAGAAUGCAUGAAUGAAAUGGAUGAGGCUGAAAAUACGGAUGCAUUUAUCGCAGAAGGAAUGAAUUUAUCAAUGAAUACCAGUUCAAUUGAACAGCCAGCAGCUAAUUCAACAUUAAUUCUCGAUGAAUCAGUUGGUUUGCAAAAACCGUCCACAUCUUCAGCGGCCAUAACAAAUAUACCAUUAAAAUCAGUCAAAAGGCCCCGAUCACCAUUGCCAACCGUUGAAGAAAGUGGACCAUCAGUUCAACCUACUUCUGGCGGCUUCACUGGAGAAGCUCUAACUGCAAUAUCGAGUAAAGAGUUGUCGAAAGCGAUCUGGCGUAAACGCGCUUUGCGUCUACAUGUCAACGAAGUGGCUUUCCGUGGCGAUUCAUCACUACCGUCGACUGUAAAAGAGCUCCAAACACCAAUGGCAUUCUUCAAUUUCUUUUUCACAUCGGAAAUUUUGGAGAUGAUAGCUAAAGAGACAAAUCGUCGUGCUUUAGAGGAAAAUAUUAACUCCACCUUUAAAACGACAAGUGCUGAAAUCAGACAUUAUAUUGGAAUAAUGAUAUACAUGUCCGUUUAUCACUAUCCAAAUAUAGACAGCUAUUGGGGACAAAAUUCUUUUAAACCAAUUCAAAACUGUAUGCCAAUCAAACGAUUUAUUGCCAUAAAAAAGUAUUUAUCUUUUCAAGAAGAAUCGCAGAGAAUAAAAAAGGGUCAACCGGGCUAUGAUCCACUCUUCCGUAUCCGUGCAUUGGCUAACAAACUCAACGACCGAUUCGAUUCAGUCCCGAAGUCAGCCAGGCUUUGCGUCGAUGAAAUGAUGUGCAGCACAAAGACGAAGCACCAUCUUCGCCAAUAUAUGCCAAACAAGCCGCAUAAAUGGGGCGUAAAGUUGUUUGUGCUUUGCGAUACGAAUGGCUUUGCCUACCGUUUCGAAAUCUACAACGGUGCCGGAGAUAAUGUUAUCCUACCUAACACACCUGAUCUUGGAGCCACAUCAAAUAUUGUUAUUCGUUUAUCACAAACAAUUCCCGAUUUCGUUCAUCACAUACUCUACUUUGACAACUUUUAUACAUCAUUGCCUCUGUUGGUAUAUUUGCGAGCUCGUGGAAUUUAUAGUUUAGGCACAGUGAGAGCUAACCGCAUACCAGGUUGCAAGCUACCGACCGACGGCGAGGUCCGCAAAGAGAGUAGAGGAUUUUCCACCGAAUACAUGACCUCAGUUCAAGGAAUCGAUCUGAAUACGGUUUUAUGGAAGGAUAACAAAUGUGUGCGCCUGGCAUCUACAUAUGUUGAUAUUGAACCAUUUUUGAGAGCCAAUCCUGAUUUGCAAACAGCGAAGGUGUCCCGAUAUGAUAGAAAACAAAAACACUUCAUCGAAAUAAACUGUCCGCAAAUCAUACGGGAAUACAAUGCUCACAUGGGUGGAGUCGACCUGAUGGACAGUCUUAUGGGUCGCUACCAUAUUCAGGCUAAAAGUCGAAAUAUUAUGAUGCGACUUUUCUAUCAUUUUGUGGAUAUGGCGGCUACGAAUGCCUAUAUUUUGUACAAACGUGUGCGUGCUGAGAAAGCAAACGAUUCCAGCAAUGUAUCCCAAGAAGAACAACAAUACAACCUUCCGCAAUUCCGUGAGGAAAUAGCUGCAGGUCUUGUUUCUUUCAAAGAAAAACGGCCUGUAGGUAGGCAGUCAUCUGUGCAAGGUAUCGAUCGCUCGGUAUCUCAACAGCCUAGCCCCUCAAUAAUUGGAAGAAGAGCUGUUCAUCAAGUUGAUGAUGUUCGAUUCGAUGGCCAAGAUCAUUUCCCGAUUUGGAUGGAUAGAAAAGGGAAAAAACGGUGCAAAUAUUGUAAGAAAUCAGACACACAAGUCACUUGUUCCAAGUGUGACCUUCAUUUAUGUUGUACAGCUGAUAAAAAUUAUUUUUGGGAUUACCAUCACAAAAAUUAAUAACUGUUAGGUUAUUCCUUACCCUAGUCAUGCCUCGAAGUCAAAUGAAAUUGAUUAAUUUUAAGAAAAUUGCCUGAAUAACUUAUUUUUCCUAAUAAAAUUGUUUUAAAAACA
Molecule: messenger RNA, 2235 nt
Organism: Rhagoletis pomonella (apple maggot)
Lineage: Eukaryota; Metazoa; Arthropoda; Insecta; Diptera; Tephritidae
Product: piggyBac transposable element-derived protein 4-like
Exons: 3
Coding region: 1-2121 (706 amino acids)
Source: RefSeq, a predicted model, not a curated record